Trypanosoma theileri is the source of this 855-nucleotide messenger RNA. RefSeq names its product putative TRAF3-interacting protein 1-like. NCBI's taxonomy places the organism in Eukaryota, Euglenozoa, Kinetoplastea, Trypanosomatida, Trypanosomatidae. Gene Ontology annotation, biological process: regulation of microtubule cytoskeleton organization; intraciliary transport; cilium assembly. The transcript has a single exon. The record is from RefSeq and is a predicted model, not a curated record. The coding region runs from base 1 to 855 and encodes 284 amino acids. Gene Ontology annotation, molecular function: microtubule binding. Gene Ontology annotation, cellular component: axoneme; centrosome; intraciliary transport particle B.
AUGGGUGACGAAGAAGUUGAUUUCUGGACACCUACUAUUGAGGCCUUUGCACCGCUGCAAUUAGAUGGACCGGAACUCACCCCAAAAUUACUUAAAAGACCUCCAUUUCGUUUUAUUGCAGAUAUUGUCACUUCCAUCAACACACGCUUUGCCGCAUAUGAUCAUAUCUUUCGACCAGACCAAUUAGAUGCUGCUAGUAUAGACACCAAGGAGAAGAAGAUUGAGUAUUUGACAACAUUGGUAAAAUAUGUGGGUUCUCUUCUAGGGCAGAAGAUUGAUGUAAAUGUGAAGAAAAUUGUGUCUGGUAGUGAACCGGAAAAGACGAAUGCAUUUCUUCGAUGUCUUGCAUUAGCGGUAGGGUAUGCACAGCAGGACAAGGCGAGAAGAUUACAGUCCCCACCACCGCAACAACAACAACAACAAGAACAACAGGAACCACCACCGCAACAACAACAAGGAGAAAAUCAGAUAACCACCACAAUGCCAACCACAUCCGAGUCUGGGCCUGAAAUGGCUGAGAGACAAUCUUUACCAAGGCGGAUCUCAAAUGCAUCUGAAAAGGCUAGUAACAAAGCGGUAGCCAUGCAUGACUCGACGGAAUUAUUUAAAAAAAUUAGUAAUUACGGCUACCUUAAUUUGGACCAAGUUCAAUCAGUGAAAGAAGUGGGUCAAAGUAUUGUAGAUAUGUUUAGUGAUCUUCAAAAAAAUAAGGUUGAAACGCAACCAUCAUCAUUACCUGUAGAUGCGCUUGAGACAGCCAUUAAACGGCAAAUUGAAGUGAUUAAACAAGUUGAUUCUCUUGAAGAAGAAAACAACUCAGUGAUAGAAAAACUUGAGGUUCUACUAUCUUCCUGA